AUGAGCAGCAAUUAUGAUUCUCCCAAAAGUGAGGAAGCAAUUUCAGAACAAGAAGAGGCUUUUCUGAAUUUUUUAAGAGUAGCGACAGAACCCUUUACGCGAGUUUUGGAAGCAUGGGAAGCUACAUUCAAACAAAGGAAGAAGAUCUAUUUAAAUGUAAGUUUGGUGAAGCUUUCAAAUGAUUUCCCUUACCUUAAGCUGAAUAACGGCAUUGAACUGAUCCGCACCAUGACGAUGUCCGAUAGAACGAAAAAAAUUAUGGCGUUAGCAUUGGGAGGGAGAGGAAAAAGUGAAAAUGAAUUUAAAGACAGUGACACAAAUAGAACAAAAAACAAUAGUGAAUUGGCAUUGGGAGGGGAAGAAGAAAGUGCAAACCAACUUAUGGAAAGUGACACAAAUGGAACAAAAAACAAUAUUGAAUUGGGAGGGCAAGAAGAAAGUGCAAAGAAAUUUAUAGAAAGUGACACAAUUGGAACAAAAAACAAUAUUGAAUUGGCAUUGGGAGGGCAAGAAGAAAGUGCAAACAAACUUAUAGAAAGUGACACAAAUGGAACAAAAAACAAUAUUGAAUUGGGAGGGCAAGAAGAAAGUGCAAAGAAAUUUAUAGAAAGUGACACAAUUGGAACAAAAAAUAAUAUUGAAUUGGGAGGGCAAGAAGAAAGUGCAAAGAAAUUUAUAGAAAGUGACACAAUUGGAACAAAAAACAAUAUUGAAUUGGCAUUGGGAGGGCAAGAAGAAAGUGCAAACAAAUUUAUAGAAAAAAACCAAAGCGGUAUUAUUUUCGAGCCUUCUUCUCAUAAUAAUGUACCUACAGUGCCUGUAAAUGAAGUUACUAAUAAGUUACAGCCAGUUAAUAACAUUUUUGAGGAACCUGGAGUAAGGUCAUCUUCUGAGUCCAGCACUGAUGGUUCAGAAUUUAUUCCUGAAGAAGAAAUGAAUGCUAUUAAUUCAGACACAAGCCUAGAAUCAGAGACCAAUACUGAAGAAAGCGACAAGAACGAAGAAACAGUUAUUGACGAGUGUCGUACUUAUGGCAUAAGAAAACGGAAAAAGGUUAAUAAAAGGCAGACACAAAAGGUAAAACGAAACAGAGGUGAAAAAUAUGUGACAUCCAAAGGAUUAGAGAAAAAAGAGAGACAAGUUAAGUCGCACACUUGCUUGAUAGGGAAGUGUCCGAAUAAGUGCAGAGACUUUGAUGAAGAAACCAGAGCAAGCUUAUUUAAAACUUUUUGGGCUUUACCUUACCAGGGACAACGCGACUUUAUUGCAUCUAAUAUAACGGUUCGAGAGGUGAAAAGACGCCGUGUUGGCAACGCAGAAAGUAGAAAAGACUUUACAAGAGGCUACUAUUUACUUUUAUUGAAUGAAAGAGUAAAAGUUUGCCGAAAAUUUUUCAUGAAUACUCUGGACGUUACUGAUAAGCUUCUUCGGUAUACAGAACUUCACCGGAAUGAAAUAGUCUCAAUGUCUCAAGUACAAGUAGAUCGGAGAGGUAGACACCCACCUAAAAAUAAAACUGCAGCUAAUGUAAGGACUGAUGUUAUUAACUUUAUCAAAAUGCUACCGGCUGUACCCUCUCAUUAUUGUCGGAAACAGAGCACAAGGAAGUAUUUGCCAAGCGAAUUAAAAAAUGUAACAAAUUUGCACAGAUUAUACAAAACAUAUCAAGAAAAGGAAAAUAAAACAUUCGUUAGUUUAGCUGUUUUCAAAAAAAAUUUUCACGAUGAAUUUAAUAUGACUUUUCAUGUACCUAGGAAAGACAAGUCUGUUUUAUGUGAGCAGUUUAACAGACUUAUAGGCCCUCAUUCGGAGGAUGAAACAGAGAAGUUUACAGGCCAUAUUUUAGAAAAGGAACAGAUGAAGAUAAAAUUUCUGGAGGACCAAGGAUUGUCGAAUUCCAAAGAAAAUAAUAAUUGUCUUCUCUGUACAUCAUUCGACUUGCAGAAAGUUCUGGGAACACCACACGUUGACAAUUUUUUAAUUGGAUUCACAAGUAGAUACGCAGUCUAUAAUUUAACAUUUUACGAAAGUGGUACCCGCAACGUUGAGUGUUUUCUCUGGGAAGAGUCCCAAGGAAAAAAAGGGGCAAAUGAAGUAUGCUCAAUUGUUAUUAAAUAUCUGGAAUCUGUGGAUGCUAGAGGUGGCAUAACUGAAAUAUUGCUCUACUGUGAUAAUUGUUCUGGACAAAACAAGAACUACCAAAUGAUGAGCGCUCUUAAUUGGUUUUUAAAAAAGUCAAUAAAUGUUAAAAAAAUAGUACUUAAUGUUCUACUUCCAGGGCAUAGCUAUAUGCCAGUCGACUCCGUCCACGGGACAAUAGAAAACAGUAUUCGAAACAAAGUUGUUUGGGCUCCUUCGGAAUGGUCAACAAUAAUCAGAAACGCUAGAGUAAAAUAUACACCUUAUAAGGUACACACACUCAAUUAUAAAGACUUUCUUGACUGGAAAACACUACAAAUGAAGACAUUUACGAAUAAUUUAAGAAAAGAAGAUGGAUCCACCAUCAAACUUAGGGAUGUACGUCUAAUUAUGUUUGAAAAAGAGGAUCCUAAUUAUAUUCAUGUGUCUACGUCAUCCUUCCGGAACGAAAUGUCUAAAAUAGCCAUAAAAAAAGAGACGAGAACCUCUGUUAACCACAACAUAACCAUUGGAAAAGCUUAUAAUGCGAGACUACCUAUAGCCACAGAGAAGUAUCAAGGACUGAAAAAUUUAUGCACAAAAAAUGUAAUUCCAAUAGAGUAUCAACACCAAUAUUUAACUCUACCAACCAAACCAACAGUACCUCAUUGUCUAAUGGAGACAGAUGAAGAAGACGAGGUUCUAGGUGACAAGGAAUAA
Ceutorhynchus assimilis (cabbage seed weevil) is the source of this 2838-nucleotide messenger RNA. NCBI's taxonomy places the organism in Eukaryota, Metazoa, Arthropoda, Insecta, Coleoptera, Curculionidae. The record is from the annotation of a GenBank genome assembly.